This is a messenger RNA of Amphimedon queenslandica, 5303 nucleotides long. RefSeq names its product sperm-associated antigen 17-like. Gene Ontology annotation, cellular component: axonemal central apparatus. The transcript is spliced from 14 exons. The record is from RefSeq and is a predicted model, not a curated record. Gene Ontology annotation, biological process: axonemal central apparatus assembly. The coding region runs from base 34 to 5073 and encodes 1679 amino acids. NCBI's taxonomy places the organism in Eukaryota, Metazoa, Porifera, Demospongiae, Haplosclerida, Niphatidae.
CAACGCUAUUUUUGUUGAUGCUUUAUUUUUGCCAUGUCAAAGAAUAAGAAGUCCAAAGCUAAUCCCGACACAGUCAACUGGGAUGAAGGCUUGAUUAAAGAGCAGCUAAAAGAUGACAAGUGGCAGCCAUUUGUUAUUUACCUUGUUCCUGGAGAUGCCUCUUCUCAUAAAGCAGUUGAUUCACUGAUAUCAGCAAUAGACACAAAAACCCGCAGGUUAUUUUCUUCAUUUAAUAAAGACAAAAUUCUUUCUAUAGCCAAAGAUGAUGCGAAACUUGCAUCAGCUGGUGCCAGUGGUGGUGGAGGGAGGAAAAGUAAGCAAGCUAGUGCUCCUACUCCCAAACCAUUGUUUGUAGAGGUUUGCCAAAGUGUUGUUACUUCAUUAUCAAGUGGUGAUAUCCCUGCUUCAUUGGUUGCUCGUCUCAUAAAAUAUAUUGUUAUUAAAAGCAGAACAUCUGAUCUGAUAGCCAAAGAGGCACCACAAAAGGUAGGCACAUGCUACUCUAGUGCAAAGGCUAAAGGUGGAGCAGUUGCAGGUAGAGCUUCUAAAAAAGGAAAGGUCACGCCUGCUAAUGAAGCCGACAAGUUUCCAAUGCCUGAGAAAUGCUCAACUGAUAUGAAGAAGAGAGGAGAAGAUGCAGAGUCUCAAUAUAUUGACGAUGAACCUGACCCUGGUCCAAAUUCAUACAUUGUCAUAACUGGUUAUAAUGACACAGAAGUUUUAUCUCAUUUGACACAAAUUGGCGUAGCAGUUGAUGUUCUCAUUAAAUUUAAAUGCACUUUAUCCUCUGAUCAUACGGAUAUAGAAACUGAUGACAAUGAAAAUUUAAAAAUUGAAGUUGCGAAGUUUUGGAGUAGUUUGGAGGAAACUAUCUCCUCAUCUGCUGCUAGUUCUAGCUUAAGAGACAUAGCCAUACUGGAAAUGAACUGUAAAUGUGAAGCUGAAAUUGAUGAGAAGGAUUUUGGAGCGAAAAUCUUUUCCCAACUUGCUAUGGAAGCUUAUAGUAUUAUAAAUUAUCAAAGGCAAUACAGCUAUUACUUGCAGUAUCUUGAUAUGAAGAGUGUUCCAUUCAGUUCAGUGAGUAGUCAAAGUGAAUUAUCUGAUGCAUCUUCCUGUAUACCUGAAGGAGAAAAACUGAAGCAAAUUGACAUGAGAUACUACAAGGAGCAAAUUGAAAAAAUUCCUCCCGAGGUUUUGAAUCCUUCAGCUAUACUAAGCUGCAUGCUUGAUCAAGUUGAGUUGUCAUUGUCUAACAGUGAUGUAGCUCCUUUGGAUAUGAACAUGUUUCACCCAGAAACUCUUACUAAUUUUAAUGACAUUUUGAAAUCACUGCCAUCUCUUGAAAAUAAUGAGGAAGUACAUGCAUGUGGUUCUGUUGAAGUUAUUCACGAGAAAGAUCAUGACCAACUUGCUUUUAUUUGUUCUGCCAAGAAAUUUCAAUUAAAACAUCAUCCAUCACUUCUUAAUCUCUUCACUCCUCCGGUGUUGUCACCAUCAUUGAAUUUGACCCUCCAGAAACAGUUUCAAGCUUUGAAGCAGUGCCUCUCAGCCAUUCCUUCAUUCCAAGUUGAUUCUUUUAUUCACAUGUGUCUAGCGAUUCUCUCAAUGGAGCAUGUAGCACCACCUAACACUGCAAAAGAAGUUCCUGUUAAUCUGCUGGCAACCAACACCAGUCUUGUUUUUGAUUUUCCUUUUGACAUCCUAUUGGAGCAAAAGGAGCUUAAUGGAGCUUCUUUAUCUGGUACUGAAGAUUCAUCUUCUUUCACUUCAUCACCUCUAAAGCAGUUCUUCGACUUGUCUAAUUACAAAGUAGUUGAACCACUUUCUAAAGAUGUAAUUUUACAAGUCAUUGAAAAGCAUUGGAAGACCCAUCCAUAUUUGCAGAUUUAUCAUCAGAAAAUAACAAAUUCCUUAGUUGUAGCAAUGCAUUCUGGGUAUAGCAGAGAAGUGAGUAAAUCGAAUUGGCAGAGACAUGUCCAUUCUAAAGUGGGAUUUAGUAAUUUUCUUUCUUACAUAGCUAAUAGAGUAGGAGAUAUUGUAGAAGCUGCUGCUAAGGAAGAUGCAAGAAUAAAAAAUGAAGCUGAAGAAACAUUGCAGGAACACGAAGCAUCUUUUAAGGAAAAGCAAGAAGCAUCUGUUGGAACCCCUUUACCUGAGUCUAAAGCUUCAUCGGCCAAAAGUGGCAGCAAGAAAAGUAAUAAUUCAUCAGCUAAAACAAAACCAAAUAGCACAGUUGUUGUGGAUAGUAAUCCUGAAAAAAUCCCUUCACCAUCCUUUGAAGAAAGAAAGCUUUUCACGGGCUAUGAUGUUGGUGAUCAAGUAUUGCUGUGCAAUGGUAGCCAUGCUAGUGGAUUUACAAUGGAUGGAGUCAAGAUUACAAGUGAACACAUUCAGUUCACUCACAAGCCUGCCUCUCUUAUAGUUUCAAUGAUACACAAUGAUGUAAGCCUCUCUGCUAGUUUUUCUAUCAACUCUGAAAUUACCACUGUAGCACCCGUAGCCAGCAGUCAAAACCCGAAUAGUGAUGCAUUAAUUGAUGAAAGCAGUGUUCAAUCCAAUUUAAUGAAUUGCAAUCCUAUUACUCAGCCACCAGCCUCAAUAUUGUUUGGUGCCUUUAAAGGUCAAUGUGGCAAAAAUCUCAAAUUUACGUUUAGUCAGUAUGGUUCAAAUGGCAAUGGCGUUUUACCAGCAUAUCCAAAAUCUGAAUCUGAGUUACGAAAGCUACAACAGAGUCAAGUACCAGACUCAGCCCAAUCAUCACGCCCUACUUCCCAAGACAAAAAAGCAUCAAAGAAGCAGCAAGAAGAGCAACAGCGACUAUUAGAGCAGCAGGCUUUAGAAAGCAAAAACAGAGAAAUAUUGAUGCAGAAAGUUCUUUCAGAAAAAAAGAUAUUGUAUUCGGGUAACAUGCAUCAAAAGUUAUGUGUUACUACUUCAAGUGAUCUCUGUAUCACAUUUUCAACUAUGGUACAUAACAUUCCUGAUGACAUUGAAUCAACAGUUGUUCGCCAAUAUUAUCCAACUAGUGUACCUCCUUCCUUAGCAUCAGAGGUAUCUCGUAUCUAUUUUGAUGAUGGUUGUGUCUUGAAAACCAUGGGUAAUGGCUGCCUUUCUAUUCUAUGUCAUGAUGGAAAAAUUUACAACAGUGUACCCAGUUCAAUAAAAGGUGUAACUAAGGAUACAAGCGAUUCUGGGAAUAGAGUGUCAUUUCAUAAUGUUCAGGAUGUUAUUGAUCUAGACUCUUGGUUGGUAACUUUUCCGGAUGGGAAGAGAGAAAUUGUCAAAGUGAAAAAACAUGAAGACAAAGGAGAAAAUGCUGAAGAUGAUUCAAUUCAGAACUCGCCUUCUGAUAGUUUUUGCAGGAAACUGGAAUCUCUACGUACAUAUGUUGUAAUUGAUCCAAAAACCAAAGAUGUGCUAAUGACAAGGGAAGAUAAUGUGUUGAUACUAAAGAAGUCAAGUGGUUGUGUUGUUGUAGAACAUGCUGAUGGUACAAGGAUCACUUCUACACCCACUUCUUUCACAUUUCAGCAUCCGUUCUUUGCAACUACGAGCUAUGAGGGCAUCAAUUGUAAGCUUGAUCUUCCUUCUUCAGAUAUCAUUAGUUAUUCAAAUGCAAAAUAUGUUAUUGAUAAUAAUCUCAAAAAGUAUUCCAUCACAAUUGAUAAUGAUGGGAAAGUUCAAUACAGUUUUGGUCAAUCUGUGUAUACCAUGUAUCACAAUGGUACUGACAAGAUUUUGUCAGCUACUGAUUCAACUGGAGUGUCAUAUGAUGUUGAUGGUUUUGGACAUAUUAGUAUAAAUGGAAAAGGCUCUGGAAGUACUCCUAAAGAGUUUCUUCCGCAUUUCUUUAUGAUUCAGGAUAAUGAUAGUGGGUAUGAAAUUCACAAUGCUUCAGUUGUUAAGGAUAUUGUUUGUAAUGCUCGUCAGGAGAGUGAAACUUUGGUAGUUGAAAAAGAGCUUACAGAAUGCCCAAAUUGCUGUUCUACUCUACUAUUGUCAACAUUUUCAAAUAUGGAACAACACUUUUCCGAAGCUGAAAGUGUGAUCCCAGAUGCUUUUGUAGUGACGUUAUGUAGUGACAAUACGGAGGUAAAUGGACUUGCUGGUAAAAAAUUUGGUGUAAAUGUUGGCAAGUCAUUGGAUGUAGGCAAUAAGUCGAUGAAGAAGUCUUGUCCUAAGCAUAAGGAGCAUAGUGGUUAUAAGCAAAGGCAGUUUGUACACAGUAGUGACCCUGAUCUGUUCAAUGCAUUCAAGACACAGUUAUCUUUAUUUUUGAAGUGGAAACACGACAUAUCGACAAAAAAUGAAAGUGUUCUCCCAACUGUUCCUGAUAAACAACAAUCAUCAUUUGAUGCACUGCUCUCUCCUGAGACACUUAUGAAACACUACAGAAGUGUUUGGGAAGCUAGUUAUGCAGCUGUGGCAAUUGAAGAUGAAGAAAGGUCCAAUAUUUCUAUGUGCAAAUCGAAAGCGAAUAAUGGUGAAGAUACUCUUGAAUUAAAAAGAAAGAUUACAGGGAAACAUUUUUUGCCUUACUUUGAGUCAAGAUUUGGUUUAGAAUUUCUCCAGUUUGUUUUUGGAAAAAAUGAACAGUCAAGUAAUAUUAUUCUGAAGCACACAGAGAAUGCAUGUACAUCAGAAGUUUCUGACAUUGUGCCUACUCAUGCUGAAAGUAAAGUGCAUGUGGCAGCAAAAAUGAGUCAUCCGUCUAAUGUUAUGAAAAGAAGAGUUUCAUGUGGCUUUUGUAUUACUCCGGAGAAGAUAGACUUUGGAAUAGUGAAGGAAGGGCAUUGUUAUUCUGCUCAAUGUUCACUUAGAAAUAUGGGAAUUACUGCCAAUGGCUUUAAUAUAAGAUCUUUAGCUGCUUCAACUGGAAUAAAAGUGAUAUACACACCUAGCAUUGUGACUCCUGGAAUGGCUGUUAAUUUUACUGUUGAACUAUUAGCUGUUACAGAUAGAAUUUGCUAUGAAAAUAAAAAAUUGAUGUUCUAUCAAGAAUUGGAAAUUAAGACAGAUACAGGAAUGAUUUAUUUACCUAUCGAAGCUUGUAUUGUGUACACUGAAAAAUGAUUGUACAUGUAUACUAUGAUGGUUAAUGACUAAUGCAUACAUUACACAAACACUACCUGUACAUGUACAUGUAGAUGUAGAUGCACAUUAUUUUCAGUUUCAAAAUAAUUAUAUUAAACCUUACAUAGGUACUUAAAUAAAACUGCUUUUGUUAUGACCUACAGUCUUUAUGUCAGCACAAUUUUACAGCUUAUAAAUGCAUUUUUGCAAAACAUUUAUUGUAUCAACAA